GAUUACCACUUCGAGUACACAGAGUGCGACAGCAGUGGCUCCAGAUGGAGGGUGGCUGUCCCGAAUCCGUCCGUGGAGUGCUCUGGACUACCUGAUCCGGUGAAAGGGAAGGAAUGCACUUUCUCCUGUGCCUCUGGUGAGUACCUGGAGAUGAAGAACCAGGUGUGCAGCAAAUGUGCAGAAGGGACCUACUCGCUGGGCAGCGGGAUCAAGUUUGAUGAGUGGGAUGAGCUGCCAGCAGGAUUCUCCAAUGUCGCAACUUUCAUGGACACGGCGGUUGGCUCGGCUGAGAAUAAAGCUGACAGCUGCAACAACUCUUCAUGGACGCCUCGAGGGAAUUACAUAGAGUCCAACAGGGAUGAUUGUACAGUUUCUCUCAUCUACGCUGUGCACCUGAAGAAAUCCGGCUCUGUCUUCUUCGAAUACCAGUAUAUUGACAACAACAUCUUCUUUGAAUUUUUUAUACAGAAUGACCAGUGCAAAGAGAUGGAGUCCACGGCAGACAAGUGGGUGAAGCUAACAGACAAUGGGGAAUGGGGCUCUCAUUCUGUAACUCUGAAAUCGGGUAGCAAUAUAUUGUACUGGAGAACAACAGGGAUUCUCAUGGGGUCCAAAGUAGUAAAACCAGUUCUGGUGAAAAACAUCACAAUUGAAGGAGUUGCAUAUACGUCUGAAUGCUUCGCAUGCAAGCCUGGUACCUUCAGUGACAAACCAGGUUCAUCUGGGUGCCAGGUGUGUCCAAGAAAUACUUAUUCUGAGAAAGGAGCCAAAGAGUGCACCAAAUGUAAAGAAGAAAUGUAUUACUCAGAUGAGGGAUCCAGUGCAUGUAUAGAGCGUCCUCCAUGCACAAACAAAGACUUUUUCCAGAUCCAUACCCCAUGCGAUAAGGAAGGAAAAACUCAGAUCAUGUACAAAUGGAUUGAACCCAAGAUCUGCAGAGAGGAUCUCCCUGAUGCAUUGACCCUACCUCCUUCUGGAGAGAGGAAAGAUUGCCCACCCUGCAAUCCUGGCUUUUACAACAGUGCCUCGUCUUCCUGCACUCCUUGCCCACCAGGCACAUUUUCAGAUGGGACACAGGAGUGCAAAGCCUGCCCUGCUGGGACUGAACCAACUCUUGGGUUUGAGUACAAGUGGUGGAACAUCCUGCCAGGCAACAUGAAGACGUCUUGCUUUAAUGUCGGCAACUCGAAGUGUGAUGGGAUGAACGGUUGGGAGGUGGCUGGUGAUCACAUUCAGAGUGGGGCAGGAGGCUCUGACAAUGACUAUCUUAUCUUGAACCUGCACAUCCCGGGAUUUAGACCUCCGACAUCGGUGACAGGAGCAACUGGGUCAGAACUAGGACGGAUUACUUUUGUUUUUGAGACCACCUGUUCAGCAGAUUGUGUGCUGUACUUUAUGGCGGAUGUUAAUCGAAAAAAUACCAAUGUGGUGGAAUCAUGGGAAAGAAGUAAAGAGAAACAAUCCUACACGCACGUCAUCUCCAAAAAUGCUUCCUUCACGUUCACCUGGGCCUUUCAGAGAAUAAAUGAGGGUCAAGAUAGCAGACAGUUCAUCAAUGACAUGGCAAAGAUCUACUCCAUCACGGUGACCAACGCGGUGGAUGGAGUCGCUUCUUCUUGCCGGGCUUGUGCGCUGGGCUCUGAGCAGUCUGGCUCGUCCUGCGUGCCCUGCCCGGCGGGACACUACAUCGAGAAGGAGACCAGCCAGUGCAAGGAGUGUCCGGCCAACACCUUCCUGUCCAUCCACCAGGUCUACGGCAGGGAGGCCUGCAUCCCCUGUGGGCCUGGCAGCAAAAGCACCGAGGACCACUCUGCCUGCUUCAGCGACUGCCUGGUGUCGUACGUCAAGGAUAACCAGAGCCUGAGCUACGAUUUUAGCGACCUCAGCCAGGUGGGCUCGUUGAUGAGCGGACCCAGCUUUACCUCCCGAGGGACCAAGUUCUUCCACUUCUUUAACAUCAGCCUGUGUGGGAAUGAGGGGAAGAAGAUGGCUAUUUGCACUGACAAUAUCACAGAUGUCACUCUGAAGGACAUGGUUGCAGAAUCAGAAGAUUUUUCCAACUUUGUGGGAGCUUUUGUCUGUCAGUCCACCAUCAUCCCGUCGGACAGCAAGGGUUUCCGAACAGCCCUGGCUCUGCAGUCCAACAGCCUCGCUGACAGGUUCUUAGGAGCUACUGUUGAAACAACACUGGAAAAUAUCAGCAUCAAGACAGAUAUGUUUCCUCCCUCUCCAACGAAAAUAGCUGAUGUGCAUUUCUUUUACAAAUCUUCAACAGUGACAACCUCCUGUGAAAAUGGCCGUGCGACUGUUGUGACAAUGAGAUGCAACCCUAACAAACCAGAGCAAGGAGAGCUUUCUGUGCCCAGCUCAUGCCCU
Tauraco erythrolophus (red-crested turaco) is the source of this 2376-nucleotide messenger RNA. The record is from RefSeq and is a predicted model, not a curated record. NCBI's taxonomy places the organism in Eukaryota, Metazoa, Chordata, Aves, Musophagiformes, Musophagidae.